This is a messenger RNA of Penaeus chinensis, 1146 nucleotides long. RefSeq names its product collectin-11-like. The record is from RefSeq and is a predicted model, not a curated record. The transcript has 3 exons. The coding region runs from base 138 to 695 and encodes 185 amino acids. NCBI's taxonomy places the organism in Eukaryota, Metazoa, Arthropoda, Malacostraca, Decapoda, Penaeidae.
GAGCGAUAGCUAGUUAAUCAGGCAAGAUAUCACUCCGUGAGUUUAGGUAUUUUAUUCUACAGGUACUGCAGAAGGCUCGACCAAGUUUGAGCUUAAGAUUCGCUCGCUCGAUCUCCGUCUCAAUUACUUUCCAGACCAUGAGUUCCUCGCUCUUGAAUCUGCUUUUGUUUCCGUUCUUAUUGUUAGUUGCGUUCAACUUCAGCUGGGUUCAGGGUUCAGCAGAGACCUUGAUAGAAGAGGCAAUUGAAGAGAUGAAUGCUCGGCGAAGUCCUGGCGCAGCCGAGGAGUCGAACGAUAUGUUAUCAGUCGAAUGCCCUCCGCCGUAUUUUCAAGUCAUGUCGGAGUGCUUUUACGUGCACACAAGUCACCUUCUCCCCUGGACCCAAGCAAGAGCAUUUUGCCAAGGAAUGGCAGGAGACUUGGCCCAGCCACGUUACCUCAACGCCCUCCUCGCUGUAGUGGCUGAAAAGUACAAGUUGGGUCCGUCCCACCUGUGGCUCGGAGCAUCAGACCUCGAGACCGAAGGAACCUUUCGGUGGCUAUCAGGAGAAGUCGUGACAACCGGAUGGCGAGAGAACCAGCCUGACGACGCCGUAGGAGAUGAGGAUUGCCUUGAGAUGUGGACUGCAAAGUUUCCAAGUCUCAGCGAUAAGCAAUGCCAUUUGAAUAGUGCCUUCAUCUGCCAGUAUAUGUAAAGACAGGCUUUACAGUGGAGGGGUGUGAGAAUGUCAGUGUAAUCCGAUAAUCUGACCAGUAGAUAUGAUAAAUAUAGCAGUUAUCUAGAGAGACAGGCUACUUACAAAGAUAACGGUCCCCCAAAAUAUUUGUGAAUAAAUAAAACACAUCUCCCCAAAUAAAUAUUUUUGUUUUUCUAAUGGAAUAUAUCAUCACUGACUUUGAAACACGAUUUUGUCCUUGUCCUACAAAGAGUACCCCGCUAUAAAGAACAUUUAAUAUCUUACCGACGUGAGUUAGACGAAACCAGUUUUGGUUGGUUACGAGAACGCAUUCGCAGCGGAAUACGAGGAUUGGAAUCGAUACUCAGCGUCCGUGUCUUUUUCUUGUCGUCUAUAGAUAUGUUAGUAAACCUUAGUUGUAUCUUAUACUCCUAUACAUUUUAGAUUAAAUAAAAUCAUAGUAAUGUAA